Balaenoptera acutorostrata (minke whale) is the source of this 5456-nucleotide messenger RNA. It is a transcript of the gene MAPK9, whose product is annotated as mitogen-activated protein kinase 9. Gene Ontology annotation, molecular function: ATP binding; JUN kinase activity. NCBI's taxonomy places the organism in Eukaryota, Metazoa, Chordata, Mammalia, Artiodactyla, Balaenopteridae. The coding region runs from base 301 to 1638 and encodes 445 amino acids. Gene Ontology annotation, cellular component: cytoplasm; nucleus. The transcript is spliced from 13 exons. Gene Ontology annotation, biological process: JNK cascade; protein phosphorylation. The record is from RefSeq and is a predicted model, not a curated record.
GCCGGGCGCCGCUGCGGCGGCGGCGGCGGAGGAGAACGGAGCCAGACCGGAAGGGUUCUAAGCGCUCCGGCGCCCCUCACACCCACUGCGGCGGCGGCGGCGGCAGCGGCGACGGCGGCGGGGCGGAGCGGCGCAGAGCGGGGCGGGGCGGCCGGCCGAGCCCCGGGCAGCGGAGCCGCGAGCCGCCAGCGCGCAGCGCCGCCAGUCCGCCCGCCUGCCCUCUCCUCUUGGCGCGGCGGCGGGUAGGUGAGGAAUCUGACGACUGUACCAGCUCUUUGGAAUAUCAUAUGACACUACAUCAUGAGUGACAGUAAAUGUGAUAGUCAGUUUUACAGUGUACAAGUGGCAGACUCAACUUUCACUGUCCUAAAACGUUACCAGCAGUUGAAACCAAUUGGCUCUGGAGCCCAAGGAAUUGUCUGUGCUGCUUUUGAUACAGUUCUUGGGAUAAAUGUUGCAGUCAAGAAACUAAGCCGUCCUUUUCAGAAUCAGACUCAUGCAAAGAGAGCUUAUCGUGAACUUGUCCUCUUAAAAUGUGUCAAUCAUAAAAAUUAUAAACAAGAAAGAAAAAUCCUUGAAUCCCACCACCCACAGGUCACUAUCAUUAACAUUUUGAUAAUUAGUUUGUUAAAUGUGUUUACACCACAAAAAACUCUAGAAGAAUUUCAAGAUGUGUAUUUGGUUAUGGAAUUAAUGGAUGCUAACUUAUGUCAGGUUAUUCAUAUGGAGUUGGACCAUGAAAGAAUGUCCUACCUUCUUUACCAGAUGCUCUGUGGUAUUAAACAUCUACAUUCAGCUGGUAUAAUUCAUAGAGAUUUGAAACCUAGCAACAUUGUAGUAAAGUCAGACUGUACCCUUAAGAUCCUUGACUUUGGCCUGGCUCGCACAGCAUGCACCAACUUUAUGAUGACCCCCUACGUGGUAACGCGGUAUUAUCGGGCACCUGAAGUCAUCCUGGGCAUGGGCUACAAAGAGAACGUUGAUAUCUGGUCAGUGGGUUGCAUCAUGGGAGAGCUGGUGAAAGGUUGUGUGAUAUUCCAAGGCACUGAUCAUAUUGAUCAGUGGAAUAAAGUUAUUGAGCAGCUAGGAACACCAUCUGCAGAUUUCAUGAAGAAACUUCAGCCAACUGUGAGGAAUUACGUAGAAAACAGACCAAAGUAUCCUGGAAUCAAAUUUGAAGAACUCUUUCCAGAUUGGAUAUUUCCAUCAGAAUCUGAACGAGACAAAAUGAAAACAAGUCAAGCCAGAGACUUACUAUCAAAAAUGUUAGUGAUAGAUCCUGACAAGCGAAUCUCUGUAGAUGAAGCUUUGCGUCACCCUUAUAUCACUGUUUGGUAUGACCCUGCUGAAGCAGAAGCGCCACCACCUCAAAUUUAUGAUGCCCAGUUGGAAGAAAGAGAACAUGCAAUUGAAGAAUGGAAAGAGCUAAUUUACAAAGAAGUAAUGGAUUGGGAAGAAAGAAGCAAGAAUGGUGUUGUGAAAGAUCAACCUUCAGAUGCAGCAGUAAGUAGCAACGCCACUCCUUCUCAGUCGUCAUCUAUCAAUGACAUUUCAUCCAUGUCCACUGAGCAGACGCUGGCCUCAGACACAGACAGCAGUCUGGAUGCCUCAACAGGACCCCUUGAAGGUUGUCGAUGAUACGUUAGAAAUAGCAAGCUUGUCAUCAGUGAAGGAACUCUCACUUCCAUGGGCCUGAAAUACUUGGGAGUUGAUGGAACCAAAUAGAAAAACUCCAUGUUCUGCAUGUAAGAAACACGAUGCCUUGCCCCUACUCAGUCGUACUAGGCUUGCCUUGCUUAGAUUAUAAAAUGAAGCAGAUAAUGUCUAAAGAAAAAAAAGUGCAAACCACACUUUUAGAGAUUUUGUUCAAGGUCAUUUCAGGUGAGCAAUUAGAAUAGAUGAAUUUUUUUUUAAAGUUGUACAGUAAUAGUGACAAUUUCUCAUCCUCAGUGACCGUUGGGACUUUUAUGCAUGUGACCACAAAUGCUUGCUCAGACUUGCCCUCUAGCACUUUGGAAAUCAGUAUUUAUAAAGCCAAAUAAUCUUCAAGGUAGUGCUGCUUCUAGAAUUGUCUCUUAAUCCUCUUAAGUAAUUUGGUGUCUGUCCAGAAAAAUAGAUUUAUGUGUAUUAAUUGGCCGCCAUCAUAUUAUCAUAUCUUACCUUCCUUUGGGGUAUGAGUUAUUUUCUUUCGUAUUUCAGAAGGAAUAUAAUUCAAUCUAUAUAAUAAAUUAAAAAUGUAACUUUUCUUAACUUUGUCAUGUUUUGGGCUGAGAAUUACCACUGCUAAGACCAGGACACUUUGUUUUCUCUAAAUUGUCUUAGUCUGGGUGACUGUACAUUCAGCUUUACUGCAUGAUAAAAUUUUAAGUUUUGUUUUGUGCUGCUUAAAACGUAUAUACCUUUAAAAUCCUAUCUUCCCUAUCUCUUUUUUCUUGGUCUUCUGGACUUAUUAAUUUAAAAUGCUACCUAGAACUUCACCUUCUUUAUUAGCCACCUAAUACCUAUGUCAAUAAUAUGAUGGCAAAUAGAUUCUUGAACCCAUCACCUGCUGUUAGAGUAGAAUUUUAUGAAGUGAUCACUAAAGAUGAUUGCAGUCACUUACUGAGUGCUUGCUUUGCUUGAGCCUGGACUGGGUCCUUUCUUACCUUCUGUCACUCAAGGUGAGAUGCGUGAUUUCAUAAGGCAGAGUUUCCCUCUUCCAACACAGCAUUCUUCCUCGAGUUUCUUUCUUCUCUGAAAGAAACCACGUAAAAAUCCCCCUUUGCUCUGUUUUAGGAAGCAGACUGGUUCAGAAUGCCUGUUUGUGGUUUGUUUUCCACUUUGUGGAGGCAUUUCCUUUUCCUAAGGGAAAUCCAUGAAUGUUCUGGAAAAACUCUUCUGAGGGAUAUGGAGGAAAUAUCCUGAAGGGUAAUAAUUAGCUAUUGAACAUUUUCUGAUUUUAAACUGCUCACCUGAAAUUGAUACUUUCAGACUGAUACGGAAAUCAUUCAAAGUUCAGUAAAAUACUGAGUAUUGAAGUGUCAUUGCAGAAAUGGAGUUACGAUGGUCACAUACGGCUACCUGUGCUCAUAAUGCUUUUCCCUUGAGCUUAUUCUGUUACAAAUUCAUAUCUUGUGUUUAGUUAUUUUGGAAGCUAUUGGAUCAACAUUGUUCACAUUCUAUAGAAUGUGUUCUGAGGAGGAACUUUGAUAAGAAAGUUUAUUAUAAAUAUUAUCUAAAAUAUAUGAUUAUCUCUACACCAGUUGUAUCUUAUUGGUCUUAUCACUGGAAACUGGAACCCUUGAUGAACAAAAUUAAUAUUGAAGUAAUAAAUAGUUUUAUAUUGUGAGGUUUAGACACAUUCAACUAUAAGAUGGAAAUACUAACUUGAACUGAGGCAGAAACACCUAUUACAUGGCUUAGGAUUGUUUUGGUUUUGGAGGCCUGAUGGUAUUGUGAAGCAACUUAUCACUAUACAUACAUAAACAUCUUAAAAUGGCCUCCUCUCUAAUACACAUUCUUUAAAAAGACUGUACUAAAUCUAUCUUUAAAGAGAAAAAGAAAGGUGAGAGUUUUAAAACUACAUGAUCUGUCCUAGGCGUAUGUCUGUGCAGCACAGGGACGCUGAGUGUGCAUCGAGGUUUCACUGGGUGACUGUACGUUCAGCCAGGCGCCAUUUGUAAGUGGAGCUGUAGGUGCCGCACAGACGGGCUUUCUGCUCGCUCAUUCCUCUGUGUGUUCACGGAUGGAGUCUGUGACGGUGUUGACGGGUUUCCUGCCAAGACCACCUUCCAUCAGAGACCAGUGAGUGCACCCAGGACAGGCCACAGGGCUGCAGACAGCCCAGCUCCAUAGAAAUACCUGCCCCCACUUGAGGGUCCUCCCUCCUGAGCCGAGAUGUGCCUGGGCCCUGGUGCAGUGCCGAUGGUUUCAAACUGCUCUCCAUGGAUAAAUGCUGAUGUUGGAUAAAGAACUGAAACAUUUGCUCAGUUUUUCAUGUUUCCUAUUUUAUUUUUGUAAUUUAUAUUGUACACAACCCUGAAGUAACUAUUUUGGACACAUAUUUUUAUAAACCAGGUAAUUUAUUAUUAGCCUGGAAUUUGGACUAGGUUCGUUUUGUUUGUUGACUUAGUUUUCUGUUAAAAAGGAAAUGACUGCCUCCCCUAUGUCGGGUCUUGAUUUCAAGUACAGGUUCCAGAGAGCAGACAGAGCCUUGUCAGAGUAGGAGAGCAUUCUCGAAACACAUCCUGCUCAGUGUUGAUCAGCUGUGGAAACAGGAGAUGGAAACAGGGCUCUGUGUUUAUCUCUGCACCAUGAAACUCAGAGCCGCAGUGCUGAAAGGAGAAAACCCUUGGCAGGGCCCCUUACUGACACCCAGAGUCCAUAGUUGAAACACUGAAUGGGAUACUGGUUUAAUCCAGAUUUGAUGCUGUGUAAGUCAUGGUAAUGAUGUAUGAUGAAUUCGUCUGGUUGAUUUCUAAUGUAACUCCUCCGGUGUUUCACACUGGUAGUAAACACAGGUGUGACCUUUCAGAUUGCAUAUCUCAAAAGUAACAUUGCCUAAUGUUUUAUAAUAAAAUAUAUUAUGUGUGUUUUGAUUGGUGAAAAUAAUACAAAUACAUUUUAAAAGAGAAGUGUAUAUAGCAUGUCCAAUUUCUGUGGUGUGUUUUUAAGUGACAGUUGACUGUGUAUUUCUACAUCACCAUCUCUGAUUACAGAUUUAACGUGAACACAGGUAGAUAUUGGAGUGUCGUCAUUUCAAUCAAUAUUAGCAUAUGUUUUUAAAUUGAAAAGCAAAGCAGUUCUGUUAGAUCUCUUACUGAAAAUAUUCUGCAGAUUCCUGAAUCUGAGUUUUCAAAAACAUGCAGUGCAAAAUUGAGUAUUCGGAGUAAUUGUUUUCUCACAAGGUGUGGCCAGAAGAAUCCACCAAUCAGUCAGUCUCUCCUUGUAUUACUUCAGAUCCUUAAUGGCGGUUGUGUGCCUGUGGUUUUGUGCAUGGAUGAGCCUCUUUCAUUUUGCUUCUGGUUUUGAGGCACUUUAGGAUGUUUACUACUUAAAACCAUAGGAAUAGAAGGGCCCACUAUGACUCACUCUCUUCGCUGCUUAAAAGGACUAGAAUCAUUCCAGAUGGAUGAGUAUCAAUCUUAAUUUUAAAGGUUUCUAGAAAAGGAAAACAUUUCUCUUGAUAAUGAUCUGGGUUCCAUUUCUCUAUCUUACCCCCUUCCCACUUUCAGUGUAGAUAGUACUAAAAAUACUUUGAAUUUGUUGACUUAAAUGGUACAUGUAGGUGGCUGGGAUUUUUUUUUUUAAUGGGAGGAAGGGUAGUAUUUCAGAAUAACUUAGUAUAUACUUUACUGAAGAUUCUGUAGCUACUUGUGUGAAUUUAAGCGUAAGCUUACCUUUGACAAUAAGGCGGUUAUUUGAUAUUUUUGGUCUUUAAUCGGGAAAGCUGGUAAUAAAAUCCAUAAUAACAGUGA